CAGGAAGCGGACAGGAAGGGGCGGAGCCCACGCAGCCCCGCGCCGCGAGGGAGGGAGCGGCAGCCGGUGGCCGCUGGCAGGGCAAGGGGGAGCGGGUGGCCACGUCGUCCCGGCACGGCCCGACCUGGCUCGGGAGUGCGCGGAGCUGCGGAGACCCUGGGCCGGGUGGGACAACGCCAUGGUCCCCGCCGACGUCCCGUCCGCCCUGGCGCUCAGCGCUGUGGGCCCCGCGGCCGCCACCCCGUACGGUGUCUUCUGCAAGGGGCUCUCCCGGACCCUGCUGGCCUUCUUCGAGCUGGCCUGGCAGCUGCGCAUGAACUUCCCGUACUUCUACAUCGCGGGCUCGGUGAUCCUCAACAUCCGCCUGCAGGUACACAUUUAGGGCCGCGCCUGCCGGGCCGGGCCUCCGGGGGCCCCCGCAAGAUGGCCGCCCCGCGCGCGGCGCCGCCGAGACGCGCGAGAAGAGCGCGCAGACUCGCGGGAGCGCGCUCAGGCGCGACCCGCCCCCGGCCGCCCCUUCCCGGGAUCUGGAGGUGGGGGAAGCUUGCAGAGUCUGUUAGGAGCCGAGACGUUCCAGGAGCGGAGAAGCUGGGACCCGAGGAAGUAUCCGAGGAAUACACGUCCGCAAACCCCUGGGGAAUCUUAGCAUCUGACGGAGGGCACAGGCUGCGUUAUGAGACAGGAACACUAAGUUUCUCCAGAACACAGAUUCACAACAAACUUAGGUUCUGAAUUGAUCUUGGAUCCUUGAGUCAGAGGCCCUUUGCUUGUCGGGAAUGUGAUCUGAAAAGGAUGUAUCUCUUCCUCCCACAAGAGGAUACAUUGAAGCUGGGGGUCAAAGCCGGACUACACGAAAGCUUGUUCCCAGUGCAAACACAACAGCGGGAUUUUGAACAAAUGGUGGCAGAGUGUGGGGAUAUCCCUGUCAGAGAGACAGUUGGAGCCAAAGAAAAGGAAGUUCAGUCGUGGCAGGAAAAUGGACUGUUCUCUCAUAGUCAUGCAAAUGGACCAAAUAUGCCUUUUUCCUUUAAAGGGAGUACUUAAUUCUUGUUACAGAGUAAAAUGCAGAUGUUACAAACCUUGUGAAAAUACAGUUGACAAGUGGGAAGACAAGAAAGUAAAUGGAAUGGCGGAGCCCUUGUGGAGGGGGACAGUACUCUUGAGAGUGACUAGGACGUUUUGUGGAUUAUGGACAACCAUAAAGUUUCUAACUGCUAAACAGACGGGGGUAACCACAUGAAGUAAACAGGAAAUGCCCAAAGAUGGAGUGUUCUGAAUGUCCAAAACAGAGCAAAUACCUGGUGUGUGUGAAUGUAUGCUAGAGAUUUUUCCAAGUCUGGGGUGAGUUAGUACUUACAUUUUAUUUUAAAAUUAAAACUGAAGGCAUAAACCCCAUGAGAAAUAAAAUAUAGUCAUAAAUUAUGCUGCCCUACCUCGUGUGACUGAUACUGUACCUGUAAUAUAAGUACUUGCUUAACAAAUGAUUAUGUAACACUGGGGAACUUGAAGAGGAAAAGGAUGUAAUAUAAUGAUGGAAAGUUCAUCAAGAACUAUUACAGAGGGCUGGAGAUUUGGUUCAGUUGGAGAGUAUUGCCUAGCAUGCACAAGGCUCUGUGUUUGAUCCCCAACACUACAAAAAAGAUCUAAUAUAUUAAAAGCAGCAUAAACUACAAUUAGGAAAACCAAUGCAGAAACACAUAAGAGUUAAAAGAGUUAUUUCUGAAGAAAAGAAAUGAAAAUAGGAAGAGGAAAAGCAAGAGUUUGUUCUUUUUUGUUAUUAAUCUAACACUAUUGUGUGAUUCAUUUUUAACCAUGUAUAUGAUUUUCUUCAAUUAAAAUCUAAUUUAAAAUAUUUCAUUUUAAAAAUUUCCCCAGGUAAUAUCUCCCACAGGUUAAAUGACACAGAAAGCUCAUGGGAUUGAAAUUGUAAAUCAUACAGGACUGUUAGUGCUUGAUACUAUUAAUAUGGAAGUAUUCUGCCUACUCAAGCUUGGAAAUAAUUUCAUUUCUACUUGUGAUUUUCCUUACAUAUAAAUGUAAUUGUAUUCUUUCAAAACUCACGUAAGAUGAAUAUAUACUGUUACAGGCUCGACGUGCAAGCGUAACUGUCUGAGUUAUUUCCUCACCAUGAGCACCUGUGAAGAUGGGGCAUGCUGUUUUAAAACCCCUCUGCUGGAUUUGUCAGCAGAUUGCCAGUUUCCAGGCUUUUCUAGGGAAAUCUCACGGUGCUCAAAGAUAACUGAAAGGAUCCAGUGAGAGCCAGUCAUAAUAGUGCACAUCCGUUAUCCCAGAGGUUAUCAGGUUGAGUUGAGACAUCAUGUGUUCAAGGACAGCCUGGACCACGUGAUGAAAAAUCUGCCCCAAAAAAACAAAAGCAGAAGAAUCCAGUGAUGAACAAAACUUUAGAAGAAAAUUCAAUAUCUCCUCAUUACUGUAAUUCUAGAAAAGCUUGUGAACCUAAAAGCUUCACUUUUGUUAUUGUAUUUUGUUGUUAUUUUUUUUCUUUUUUUAAUUUUUCUUUGGUUUUGUGUUGUUUUUGUUUAACAAGAUUGCUCAGGAAUUUGCUGUGUAGCCUAGGCUAGCUGAGAACUCAUGAUCCCCUGACAUGUGCCAACAGGCUUUACUCUUGCCUAGUGACAUUUUAAAUGUCACAGGAGUCCCAAGGCUGUAUGCCAAAGAUUUCUGUUGCUAAAGUUUUAAUCUAAAUGAGUGCUUGAGGGGAAAAUAGUCAAUGUUUAAUUGAUAAAGAAAUGUACCUGAUGUUUUAAAGUAUCAGAAAAAUUCAACUAUAAUAGGACAGAUAAGAGUGACCACAGAGCGAAAGAGCUGGAGACAUAGUUUAGUCAGUAAAGUACGUUCUGUAAAAGCUUGAAGACCUAAGUUUGAUCCCCAGAAGCUUCAUAAGUAAGCCAGGCUUGGUAGUGUGCCUGCAGUCACAGUGCCAAGGAGAGGCAGAAGUGGGUCCUUGGGGCUCUCUAGCCAGCCAUGCUAGCCUACUUGGCAAGUUCAAGGACAUUGAACGUCACUGUCUUUAACAAUAAGGUGAACAGUGCCUGAAGAAUUAUACUCAGUAUUGAACCUUUAGCUGCCUCCUAGAUCUUCCUACUUGAUAUCCUCCUUUUAUUUAUUUUUUUAGAUCCACUGAGUCCAAUUCAUGUUACCUAUAUAUUCAAGGAUGUUGGGUCAUUCAUCCACAUUCCUAAAGAAAAGUGACAAUAGCUAUCUGCCUAUAGCUCCUCAGCUGGGGAUUGGGCCUUAGGAUUCCCUCUUUAUUCCAUGAUGGAAUCUUUGAACUGGCCUGAUCUUGUGCUGGUCUAAUGUAAUUAAUUGUAGUUCAAGUGUGCAAUCACCAUGUGAUAUCUAAAAGUUUGCACUCUUUCUCAUCCUACCUUUUACAUUCUUUCCUUCUCCUCCAUGUUGAUUUUUUAAACCUAUCUGUCAAGUUGAGGUGGAGAAUAACAGUGAUAUUCUUCUUUUUAUUCAUUUUUGUCUUGUUAUCACUAAUUCAGUGUAAAAAUAGAUUGUAUUAUUUUAUGAUUCUAAUAUCAGCUUCUGUCUUGACUCUAUGCUAUAAUUAAUUUGAGAACUUUAGAAAAAAUAUUAGGCAUGGCAUUACAUACCUGUAAUUCUAGUUAGUACUCAAGAGGCUGAGUCAAGAAGAUUUUGAGUUUGAGCCUAGCUGAAAUUAUGUAGUGAAUAUUGGGCUACCCUGAGCCACAUGAUAAGAACCCAUCUCAAUAUGCAUUUCCUGUGAGCUUCCUCAAAACAUUUUUAUUUCAUUAGUGUGGAGUACACUGACAAAAUUCUGAGAGUUUAUUGAUGUAUGCCUCACAAAACCUGUCAGGCCUACAUGCAAAGGAAUUCUAGUCCCAGGAUUUGGAAAGAGCAAGACAAUCCUAGAUUUCAUGGUAUGGAAAUCAAGAGACCUAGAAGUUACUAAUACUUUAGAAAUACUCUGAAGGCCACCAGAAAAAGAGUCAUCAUUUUUAGGCAUGGUUUAAAAGAGACCAAAACAUGAGACUUAAUGUUUUUUUAAAAAUAAGAAAAUAAGUCCAGUGAUACUCACUGAAGAACAUUUAUGUUCAUAGUUACAUUAAAGAUGUACUCUAUGAAGAAAACAUUGAGAAUUAUAAAAUCAUAUCUAUCAUACUAUUGAGAAAUAAAAAUCCAGCUGAAUAUUUACAUUUUUUAAAGGUCUAUGUAACUAUAGAUAUUAUUUAUAAUCCUGUGAUGAACUACCUUUUAUAUUUCCUUUAAAAUAUCAAACGGUUGAGCUUUGUACGAUGGAGAAAUUGUUACUGUAUAUCUAAGUAUAAUGUGUAUUAUUAUAAAAUGUUUGUAAAGGUAACUUGAUUAAAUUAAUCUUUAUGCUAGAGUUACAAUCAAAAUAAUUAGUCUAAGCAUCUAAUGAUAGCUCUAGUUAAAAUCAGAAUACUUGGCUGGAGAGAUGGCUCAGCUGUUAAGAGCACUUGCUACUCUUACAGAGGACUCAGGUUCUCAUCUAAUAUCACAUAGUGGUUUACAACAAUCUGUAACCCCAGUUGCAGUGGAUCUGAUACCCUCUUCUAGCCUCCAGAGGAACCAAGAAUAAACAUGUUGCACAUACAUGCAGGCAAAUUAAAAAUCAGAAAACAGAUGAUAAUUGAUUUCAUGAUGUACUGGGCUAAAAAACAAAUAGCACUUCUCACCAAGGAAUAGUUAUAAAGUACUUGUGGAAAUCCACUCUGACCUAAUUAAUACAAAACAUAAUGGGAAGUUAAAAAAAAUGUAACAAAUACUUUAUCUCUGAAUGAUCUUAUCACCUUUUCUCACACAUCUCAGUAUUCCAUUUGAAUUACACAGCCUUUUAAGUCACUCCUCUCUCUCUCUCUCUCUCUCUCUCUCUCUCUCUCUCUCUCUCUCUCUCUCUCUCUCUCUCUCUCUGUCUCUCUCUUGUGUGCAUGUGUGAUAUUCCAGUAAAGUGAUUUGAUGAACUUCA
Messenger RNA from Peromyscus leucopus (white-footed mouse), 4978 nucleotides. RefSeq names its product small integral membrane protein 10 like 1 (gene Smim10l1). Bases 179 to 382 code for a protein of 67 amino acids. Lineage: Eukaryota; Metazoa; Chordata; Mammalia; Rodentia; Cricetidae. The transcript has a single exon. The record is from RefSeq and is a predicted model, not a curated record.